UCCUCCUGCUCCUUCCGGUCGUCAUGGCGACGGGGCGCCUUGGGGUAGAAGAGACUCUGGGGGCCCUUAACGCGGCCCUGGGACCUGGCGGCCCCGUGUGGUUCAAGGAGACGCGCUCCCGCCACCUACGUGCCCGCGACUUCCUGGCGCCGCGGCGGGCGCUGGAGGCGCGCUUCGGGGACGGACAGGUGCCCGAGCGUGUGUUCCAUGCGGUGAGCGACCUGCAGGGCCCCGGCGUGGCUCCCGUGCUGCGCUGCGCUCCGACCCCCGCAGGCCUAGCGCUCCAGCUGCAGCGGUCGGCUGUCUUCGAGCGCGUGCUCGGCGCCGUGGAGGCCUAUGCUGCGCCCGCCGCACCCGCCACGCCGGGCCCGCGCGUCCUCCUCCACUGCUCGGCGCUGCGUGCCGCCCCCUGCGCGCUCCGCCUGAGCCAGCUGCGGGUGAUACUCGUGGCCGAUCACCUGGCGCGAGCUCUGCAUGCUCACGGGGUGAGUGUGCGCCUAGUGCCCGCUGUGCGGGAUCCGCACAUGUCGACCUUCCUGCAGCAGCUGUGGGUGGACUGGCCUGCUACCUCGGAGCGAGCCGAGACCGAAUCCUUGAGGAGCCGCGCACUGGCAGAGCUUAGCCCUGCCGAUGACAGGGGAGCCCUGCCCCCUGGCGUUCUGGGCAGUGUGUGCCUGAAGAAUCUGUUGGAAGAACGGGGACGCGCAGCUGGCUAUGACCCCAAUCUGGACAACUGUCUGGUGACUGACGAUUUGCUCUCCGUGCUGGCUGAGCUGAGGGCAGCCCUGCUGCACUGGCCUGAGGCCGGUGCCGACAGCUGCAUGGUGGUACAUGUGGUGAGCUGUGAGGAGGAGUUCCAGCAACAAAAAUUGGACCUGCUUUGGUGGAAGCUGGAUGAUCAGGCUCCUCUCAUACAGAAGCACCUGGUCUGUGGCUCAGUGAAAGUAGCUGGUACACCCGGCACCCUGACUGCCCCCGAGUACUACGAGCUCCGGCACAUGCAGGUCUGCAAGGCCUCGGCACUGAAGCACAGCAGGGACCUGACAGAAGACCCAGCCUGGACAGAAACCUUCAGGGUUCUCUCUGUGGCGACCAUCAAGUUUGAGAUGCUCAGCACAGCCCCGCAGAGUCAGCUCGUCCUGGCCCUGGCGGACAGCAGCAUUUCCACAAAGGGCACCAAGAGUGGCACCUUUGUCAUGUAUAAUUGUGCCCGUCUGGCCACUCUCUUUGAGGGUUACAAGCACAGCAUGGAACAAGGUCUGUACCCCCCUUUUCCACCUGUGAGCAGUCUGGAUUUCUCACUGCUCCACGACGAGGGUGAGUGGCUGCUGCUGUUCAACAGUAUCCUCCCCUUCCCAGCCGUGCUGAGCCAGGCGGCGGCCCUGGACGGCACUGCCGCAGGGCUGCACAUCGCGGCGCGAACGGAGAUGGUGUGCAAGUCCCUGGUGAAGCUCAGCAUGGACUUCAGCUCCUACUACAACCGUGUACACAUCCUAGGGGAGCCUCGGCCACACCUGUUCGGUCAAAUGUUUGCCCGUCUGCAGCUUCUGCGGGCCGUGCGUGAAGUGCUCCACACUGGCCUGGCCUUGCUAGGUCUCCCGCCGCUGAGCCACAUCUAAGGCUACAGAGGGGCCAAUGUUUGGGAAUGUUCACGAAGUCAUCAACUGAGGAAAAAAGAAACCCCACAGGUUUUGUUAGAGGCCCAGAGCCAAAAUAAAGCGUUCCGAAGCUC
Molecule: messenger RNA, 1732 nt
Organism: Rhinolophus ferrumequinum (greater horseshoe bat)
Lineage: Eukaryota; Metazoa; Chordata; Mammalia; Chiroptera; Rhinolophidae
Gene: DALRD3
Product: DALR anticodon binding domain containing 3
Exons: 12
Coding region: 24-1619 (531 amino acids)
Biological process (GO): tRNA C3-cytosine methylation; arginyl-tRNA aminoacylation
Molecular function (GO): arginine-tRNA ligase activity; ATP binding; tRNA binding
Source: RefSeq, a predicted model, not a curated record